UGACUUAACCCCGGCUCACUCGCUCAUGUGCCCAUGAGGAUAGGUAGGAUUAAACUGAGAGCAGGUUACUUUUGUUCUGUCUGGUCGCAGAGAUUCUUGUUCAGAUCCUUUGUUCCAUCUUCGCAAUUUUGUAGUGCCGUUAUGAAGACGCUUACAGUGACUGUAUCUUCUUCCCAGCCACCCCCAGUAACACUUCUUACUGUUGAACACCUCAAGGACAAAUGUCCUGUGACAGUAGAGUGGGGUGAAAAUACUUCUCUCAGGAUCUCUAAUGACCUUAUACUGAGCAGUGAUCAUACAAUUGCAAGAUAUUUGGCUCGCACGUAUCCUGCCCUGGGUCUGUAUGGAAAAGAUGCACUUCAAGCAUCAGAGGUUGAUCAUUGGCUGGAAUUUAGUGUAUGUAUGGAGAACCAGAAGGCCAACAGUAAGGCUCUGGAGUCCUUAAACAAGAGCCUUGCACCAGUUGCAUUCCUUGUUGGACACUCUGCGACACUAGCUGACUUUGCUGUGUGGGGUGCAUUAAAAGUGAAAGGCAAAGUUGAAACCCUGAUCCAGCCGGGUUGCCAUUUUGAUCAUAUUGCCCGAUGGCUGACAUUCUGCAGCGCCCAGCCACCGUUCUGCAAUGUUGCAGAUAAACUACCAAGUCAGACUCAUAGCGAUCCUUCUCAGUUGGGUACAAAAAUGAAGUCAGAAGGCAAGUAUGUCACUCUUCCUGGAGCUUCUCAGGGAAAUGUUGUGACAAGAUUUCCGCCUGAAGCCAGUGGCUACCUUCAUAUAGGCCAUGCUAAAGCUGCUUUGCUCAACCAGUAUUACAAGAACAUGUAUGAUGGCAAAAUGAUCAUGAGGUUUGACGAUACGAACCCUGCCAAGGAGAAUGCUGACUUUGAGAAGGUCAUCCUGGAAGAUCUCAAAAUGUUGAAGGUCAAGCCAGACAUGUUCACGCACACUUCAGACCACUUUGACACAAUCAUGGCGUUUGCUGAGAAAAUGAUCAAGGAAGGAAAAGCUUACGCGGAUGACACUCCUGCAGACAGAAUGAAGGAAGAGAGGGAACAACGCAUCAAGUCUGCCAACAGGGACAACUCGGUAGAGAAGAACCUCGAAGUUUGGGAAGAGAUGAAGAAAGGCACACAAUAUGGCCAGAGAUUUGCUCUGAGAGCUAAGCUUGAUUACCAGUCUGAAAAUGGCUGCAUGAGAGAUCCAACAAUGUAUCGUUGUAAACCGGAGGAACAUGUACGAACUGGAACAAAAUACAAAGUAUAUCCCACAUACGAUUUCGCUUGCCCUAUUGUGGACAGCAUCGAGGGUGUAACUCAUGCUCUGAGAACCACAGAGUAUCAUGACCGUGAUCCACAGUACUAUUGGUUUAUUGAACAGUUGGGCAUCCGAAAGCCAUAUAUUUAUGAAUUCAGCCGGCUCACACUGCAAAACACUGUCAUGUCCAAGCGAAAGCUAACCUACCUUGUCGAUCAAGGAUAUGUCGAGGGAUGGGAAGAUCCAAGAUUUCCCACAGUUCGUGGCGUGCUUAGACGAGGAAUGACUGUAGAGGGUUUGAGGGAGUUUAUCGUGUUACAGGGUUCAUCAAAGGCGAAUGUUCACAUGGAAUGGGAUAAGAUUUGGGCUCUUAACAAAAAGGUCAUCGAUCCCAUAGCACCAAGGUACACAGCUCUUUCGAAGAGUGGUGUUGUACCUGUGUUUAUCCCUGAAGCCAAAGAAGAGAUGAAAGAAUGCCCUUUACAUCCUAAGAAUCCCAGCGUGGGCAGCAAGGAAGUAUGGUACGGUCCAAAAGUGUUCAUCGACGGAGAGGAUGCUGUCACGCUGUCUGAAGGUGAAAUGGUCACGCUAAUUAACUGGGGUAACGUCAAGAUCACAAAGAUUAACAAGAAUCCUUCGGGAGGAGUGAAAUCAAUCGAAGCAGAACUUCACCUCGAUAACAAGGACUUUAAGAAGACAACCAAGCUGACUUGGAUCGCAGAGUCAGCCAAAGCACCGCUGCUUCCUACGAUCGCGGUCCAAUUCGAUGAUGUCAUCUCUAAGCCUAUUCUCACGAAGAAUGAUGACUUCAAGAACUAUAUCAACAAAGAUUCUAAGCAUGACACAGAAAUGCUUGGCGAUCCCGCAAUGGCUUCAUUAAAGAAAGGAGACAUAAUCCAACUCCAGCGGCGAGGGUACUUCAUUUGUGACCAGCCUUACGAGCCACCAAGUCGUUACACCGGCCGUGAAAGUCCGUGUAUCUUGUUCUCUGUCCCUGAUGGCCACACCAAACCGUCGCCAACUGGAGGGUCCAAAGUGAAAGAGGCAGGAGGCCACAAAAAGAGUGAAAAUAAGGGUGAUAGCAAAAAGAAAAACAAAGGAGAGAGCACCAAACCAUCAACCACAAUGAAUGGAACAGAUUUUGCCAAGCCUACUGCAUCUCCUGAACAAGUAGAGAAACUUAAAGGCGAAAUAACUGUGCAAGGAGACAAAGUGCGCAACCUUAAGUCUAGUGGAGCCCCAAAGGAGGAAGUUGAUGCAGCAGUUGCAGAACUACUGAGGUUGAAAGGAGAGUAUAAAAAUCUGACAGGAGAAGAUGUUGCUGGUGGUGGGAGGGGAAAGAAAGAGAAAAAGAAAGAUAGUGGAAAGGAAAAUGCCAAAAAAGAUUCAAAACCUGUUAAUAAACAGGAGAAAAUAGUGGCUGAGAAUGGUGAUACAGAAAGUGGAGCCAAGAAAAUCACUAGGCUCGGUCUAGAGGCUAAGAAGGAAGAGAACCUGAGUGAUUGGUUUUCUCAGGUCAUAACAAAGUCAGAAAUGAUUGAGUACUAUGAUGUUAGUGGCUGUUACAUCCUGAGGCCUUGGUCCUAUUCCAUUUGGGAGCGUAUAAGAGAUUUCUUUGACAGUGAAAUAAAAAAGCUUGGAGUGGAGAAUGUGUAUUUUCCAAUGUUUGUGUCUCAGUCAGCCCUGGAAAAGGAGAAAACACACAUUGCAGACUUUGCACCAGAGGUUGCCUGGGUAACAAAGUCUGGCCAAUCAGAACUUGCAGACCCAAUUGCUAUCAGACCAACCAGUGAGACAGUUAUGUAUCCAGCCUAUGCCAAGUGGAUCAAGUCACACAGAGAUCUGCCACUGAAACUUAAUCAGUGGAACAAUGUUGUGAGAUGGGAGUUCAAACAUCCUCAGCCUUUUCUGAGGACUCGUGAGUUUCUUUGGCAAGAGGGACAUUCUGCUUUUGCAACAUAUGAUGAAGCUGUUGAAGAAGUUUACACAAUUUUAGAUCUUUACCGUCAAGUUUACACUGAUCUCCUGGCCAUUCCAGUUAUCAAAGGAAAGAAAACUGAGAAGGAAAAAUUCGCAGGUGGCGACUUCACUACAACAGUCGAAAUCUACAUAUCAGCCAGUGGACGAGGAAUUCAGGGGGCGACGUCUCACCAUUUAGGACAAAACUUCUCUAAGAUGUUCGACAUUGUCUUUGAGGAUCCCGAUCCAACGAAACAGGACAAAAGAUUCGUGUACCAAAAUUCCUGGGGUCUUACUACGCGAACAGUUGGUGUCAUGACGAUGGUUCAUGGCGACAAUCAAGGACUUGUCCUACCUCCUCGCGUGGCGUCAAUUCAGACUAUUAUUGUUCCUUGCGGCUUAACUGUCAACCUCCCCGAAGACGAAAAGACCAAGCUCUUAGACAAGUGUAAACAAUUGGAGCAGAGGCUCAAAGCCGCUGGAGUGAGAGCCAAAGGAGACUACAGAGAUAAUUAUUCUCCAGGAUGGAAAUUUAAUCACUGGGAAUUGAAGGGUGUGCCUCUUCGUAUCGAAGUUGGACCUCGUGAUUUGAAGUCCGAACAAGCUGUUAUGGUACGGAGAGAUACUGGAGAAAAGCGUGUUAUCAAGCAAGCUGGUAUUGAGAAGGAAAUUCCAGAAACUUUGGAGCGGAUUCAUUCCGACAUGUACAAGAGAGCGAAAGACGACCUGGAUUCAAAUCUUGCUGUAGCUCACACUUGGACCGAGUUCAACGCAAUGCUGGAUAAACAAAAGAUCAUCCAAGCGCCGUUCUGUGGCGACGGGACCUGUGAGGGAAAAAUUAAGAAGGACAGUGCAAGGGACCAAGAUUUGGAACCUGGUGCACCAUCAAUGGGAGCAAAGAGUUUGUGCAUUCCCUUCGAUCAACCCCUGGAGAUCACCGCUGACACGAAGUGUGUAUACCCUGGAUGCGACCAGACACCAAAAUGUUACACGCUUUUUGGCAGAAGUUACUAGGACUUCGUUUCCUUCCAAAGAAUUAUUGUCUUCUCCAAGCAACCUUAAACUCAAUCAAUGAAUUUUGUCUCCACAAUCUUCCAGUCUUCUAAUGUGGAGGGAAUUGAGCUGUGCAGUUUUUAUGUACGGGUCUCGGGGCUACUUGAAGCUCCUAGUUUACCAGAAUCGAAACCAGUCUUAGCAAGUUUCAAAAGAAUCGUAGCGAGUUUAUUGAAUUCCAGGGAAAGUAGGUAACUUUUGGCAUCGUGCGCCAAAUAACAUACCUUUUAGAGGGAAAUUAGAAUCUCUAUGAAAGGAAAAAUACGGUAAAUCGCGCAGUCAACCUGAAGAGAGACGAGACACUUGUAGCCAAGGGAAGCUUUGGUAGUUCAUGAGAAGGAAUACUUGGUUUUGACACUGUAUCCUGCUCUACGCUAGUUGUUAGACAGUACUAGUUAGCUACUUCAAUCUUCUCAUACUUUGUCCCUCCCUGCGAAGAUCUUUAGCCUUGGAGCUCAAAUUGUAGCAGAAGUUUAGAAACUACGAAGUGACAUUGAAGCCGAAGGCGAUAAUAAAGAUUUCAGAGCUAAAACGAUAUUGUAAACUUUAAGCUUCUAGUAGAUGUACUUUGUCUUUUUCCGUACGUAGAUCCUAUUGCUCGGAGCACAAUUUGUAGUAGAAGCCAGUACCUAAGAAAUGACACUGAAGCCGAAGGCGAUAAUAAAGAUUUUAGAACUCAAA
Stylophora pistillata is the source of this 4947-nucleotide messenger RNA. Its product is annotated as bifunctional glutamate/proline--tRNA ligase. Gene Ontology annotation, cellular component: cytoplasm; aminoacyl-tRNA synthetase multienzyme complex. Gene Ontology annotation, biological process: prolyl-tRNA aminoacylation; translation; glutamyl-tRNA aminoacylation. The record is from RefSeq and is a predicted model, not a curated record. NCBI's taxonomy places the organism in Eukaryota, Metazoa, Cnidaria, Anthozoa, Scleractinia, Pocilloporidae. Gene Ontology annotation, molecular function: proline-tRNA ligase activity; ATP binding; glutamate-tRNA ligase activity.